Cherax quadricarinatus is the source of this 1750-nucleotide messenger RNA. NCBI's taxonomy places the organism in Eukaryota, Metazoa, Arthropoda, Malacostraca, Decapoda, Parastacidae. The record is from RefSeq and is a predicted model, not a curated record.
CUGUAUUCUACUAAUAACCUCUUGAAUAUCUGGUUAUUUGUAUUUCUAUUUGUAUUUGUACUUGUAUAUUUGGACAAGCUUACCGCUCUAGUAGUUACUGCUUUAGUAGUUACUGUUUGUGUGUUUGAUAAGGGCGCCUAAAACCCCGUCUGUUUAUAGUCCAGUUUAUAAUCCUUAUUGACUUCAUCAUUGCUUAGUUAAUCUUAAGUUAAUUUUAAGCCAGCCCGUAAUGCUAUGCAUAGUAUAAGUGGCUUUGGCAUGCUGCUCUUAUCUGUAUUUUUUUUUUUUGUACCUCUGUAUGUGUGCUCAAAUUUAAAAUAAAUAAAUAAAUAAAUAAAUAUAGGGCCACUGACGACAUAUGCAGCCCUGCAUAUCUUCCACCACCCUAAACCUCUGCUAGCAUCUCAAUAACCACUUUAUUUCUUUAUAUUCUCCACAGUAACCACUUUAUUUCUUUACAUUAUCUAUUGUGUUUUUAUACAGUAUUUCUUAUUUAUAAAUUACAUACAUUGUUUCAGUGUGACUAGUGGUGGUGAUCACUGCUGCUGCCACCACCACCACCACUAUACGGCUUAUUCUGUCAGUAGCCCUUAUAAACCCAACAACAACAAUAAUAAUCACACCACCACUUGCCACAUAUUUGUGAGAAUGUUGCUGAUCCAGAGUAUAACAAGCCAAGAGCUGCACCAUCGACUUGCUUUUUCAAUUUAUUGCACUAAUUCUCAGCUUGUUUAUCUUCAGUACUAAGAGUAAAUUGAGGAUAGAUUUCAUUUUCCUCCUAAAUAUAAAAGCACUGUUGAGGAUAAUUGUAAGUACUACAGUCAAUUCAUUUCCAGCUGACUUUUGUAAAAGCAAAUUUUGUAGAGAUCUAAAUGUUAUUAAAAAACUGCAUAUAGCAUAGUAAGAAAUUGACAAGUUCAAGAAAUUGAAAUCAGGAUAAUUUGAGGUGAAACUUCAUAUAUUCUGGAAGUUCAGGACAGUACUCUGAGUUAUUAGAAACCAUGUCACUAAGAAGGAAUAGUAGUGGAGGAACACCAGGUGCAUCACGGGUCAGACAGGCUUUUAAGAGUCCUUUCAGAGUGGCUGGGUCCACAGACCCAAAUGCAAAUAACACUUCACCUAAUAAGAAAGAUUCUGAGGAAAUCAGCAGUGUAAAUAAAGAGACAAAUAUUUUUACUAUAGGUUGCAGUGAUAGAGUGGUGGCAGAUAGAAUGAACCAAACACCACCUCAGUUACAGUCAAAGCUAAUCAUUGCAAAUAGCUUAACUCCCAAGAGAAUUACAAUAGGCAGGUCACCAUCUCUUUUAAGUUCUUGCCGCAGAAGAGUAGUUCCACAGCAUUUUAGUGUUCCUUUCCGGACUCCAAGCAAGAACACACUUUCUCAGAAUUUGUUACCUCCAGAAAAUCAGUUGGCCCAGCUUUGUGAAAAAGAAAGUGAGUUGGAUGAAGAAAUAGCUUCUUUGAAAAAUUGCGGUUAUAAGAUUGAAGAACUUCAGUGUCAUAUAGAAAAUCUUCAUCAAUAUAAUGAGAUAAAAGAUGCAGCACAGCUUGUUAUGGGCAGACUGGCAGAACUGGAAGGGGUAACAACAAAAGAAAUACAUGAAAGGUAUGGUGUUCCUACUAUGGAAUAGGAAGGACUGGUUUAUAGUCUUCAUUAAUUAUUAUUGGAAUUGCAAUUUGAAGUGCAGGUAAUCUGUAUUUUUUAGUAUUGCACAUGCCACAGUAAACGGAUUAAAGACUAAAUACAGUA